UGCAGUAGGAGUCACGUGACCGACGUCCUUACCCUGCCGCCAUGAUGCAUGCUGUAAGGAGAGCAUGUUGCGGGGCUUGGAAAGCCACAAAAGGUGGUUUUUCAACCCCAGCAACAGUACAGUCGACUGUAAGAACAGUACCUAGCUUCUUCACAACUCGGGAUUAUGCAGCAGAGGCCGCCAAGGCUAAAGCCAGCACACCAUCAGGAAAAGUUGUGGCUGUCAUCGGUGCUGUGGUGGAUGUCCAGUUUGAUGAUGAACUGCCACCUAUCCUCAAUGCUUUGGAGGUGGAAAACCGAUCACCAAGGCUUAUUCUUGAGGUCGCUCAACAUUUAGGGGAGAACACUGUACGAACAAUUGCUAUGGAUGGUACUGAGGGUCUGGUGCGUGGCACCAACUGUCUGGACAUCGGCUCCCCCAUUAGGAUCCCUGUUGGACCUGCCACACUGGGUCGAAUCAUGAAUGUCAUUGGAGAGCCAAUUGAUGAGAGGGGUCCUUUCAACACAAAGCAUUUUGCAUCAAUUCAUGCUGAAGCUCCCGACUUCGUCGAGAUGAGUGUAACACAGGAGAUCUUGGAAACAGGAAUCAAAGUGGUAGACUUGCUCGCUCCAUAUGCCAAGGGAGGAAAAAUUGGUCUAUUCGGAGGUGCCGGAGUAGGAAAAACUGUACUCAUUAUGGAACUGAUCAACAACGUUGCCAAAGCUCACGGUGGUUACUCCGUGUUCGCUGGAGUAGGGGAGAGAACUCGUGAAGGAAACGAUCUGUACCACGAAAUGAUCACAUCUAAAGUCAUCAGUCUGACUGAUGAUUCAUCUAAGGUAUCGCUGGUAUAUGGUCAGAUGAAUGAGCCCCCAGGUGCCCGUGCUCGUGUUGCCUUGACAGGUCUGACCGUAGCUGAGUAUUUCCGUGACCAGGAGGGACAGGAUGUAUUGCUCUUCAUUGACAACAUUUUCAGAUUCACACAGGCUGGCUCAGAGGUGUCUGCCUUGCUGGGACGUAUCCCAUCAGCUGUAGGUUACCAGCCAACACUAGCCACAGACAUGGGUACCAUGCAGGAGAGAAUUACUACUACAAGGAAGGGGUCCAUCACUUCAGUACAGGCCAUCUAUGUGCCUGCUGACGAUUUGACAGAUCCUGCCCCUGCCACUACAUUCGCCCAUUUGGAUGCCACCACUGUGUUGUCCCGAGGUAUUGCUGAGUUGGGUAUCUACCCUGCUGUAGAUCCCCUCGAUUCCAUCUCCCGUAUCUUGGAUGCUAACGUCGUAGGAGAGGAGCACUAUGUUGUUGCCCGUGGAGUACAAAAAGUGCUACAGGACUACAAAUCCCUCCAGGAUAUCAUUGCUAUCCUGGGUAUGGACGAGUUGUCAGAAGAUGAUAAGAUGACUGUGAUCAGGGCUCGUAAGAUGCAGAAGUUCCUGUCACAGCCCUUCCAGGUGGCUGAGGUGUUCACAGGCCAGGAAGGCAAAUAUGUACCACUCAAAGAGACCAUCAAGGGAUUCAAGGACAUUUUAGCUGGACAAUAUGAUCAUUUGCCUGAGGUGGCAUUCUAUCUGGUAGGAUCCAUUGAAGAGGUCGUGGCUAAGGCAGACAGGCUGGCUGAGGAGUCCUAAUUAGACAAUACCAUAGACCAUUUUAUAUACUGUGUCAGAAGCUGAAUGUGUGUGUGAUGAAAAUACUUUGCAGAACCAGCAAGGAAAAUUUAUUAGCUGUUCCUUGUCAAAUUGGAAGUCGGAAUCGUCGGAAGAGCUAUGGUGAUAAUAUUCUAAAGGAUGUGUUUUUUGUUUUAUAAA
Molecule: messenger RNA, 1790 nt
Organism: Pecten maximus
Lineage: Eukaryota; Metazoa; Mollusca; Bivalvia; Pectinida; Pectinidae
Product: ATP synthase subunit beta, mitochondrial
Exons: 10
Coding region: 42-1610 (522 amino acids)
Biological process (GO): proton motive force-driven mitochondrial ATP synthesis; proton transmembrane transport
Molecular function (GO): ATP hydrolysis activity; ATP binding; proton-transporting ATP synthase activity, rotational mechanism
Source: RefSeq, a predicted model, not a curated record